GAUAAUUACGGAAGCAGAGUAAGCAUAAUCGAUUAUUUAACCAAAGUAAACACUUGAGGCAACACAUGCCAGAUCGAUAAACUAGUGAGUGCUUUAUAGAAGUCAAGGGCAAGACUGUUGUGAAACGUAUGUCAAACAGCGAGAAAUAUCUGUUUUGCAAAUGUAAAAGCCUAAAAUGCAAACACAAACACAAACACCUUGAAUUAUUUGCAUAAAAAUACGUAUACUACGCAACUGUGCGCAAUAUAAGCAAUACGUGAAUGGCAGCAAUUAAAGCGAAUAAUAAUCGUGUUUUCGCGACUGUCGCGCAUUGGUAAACAUGGGAAUUUUACAAUUUCGAACGUGUUUCGUGCGUAAAUCAGCAAGUCAGUUGCUGCAGUUGUCAACAAUCGGUUGACUCGCGAGGAGUAAACAAUGUGUCGGUGUCGCCUCUGACGAAAUACAACGGCCGACACACGAUUCGACCCUCAAUUAGACGCAAAUAGAUAGCGAUCACACUGAUACACAUUUCGAUAUUCACGCGUUAGUCAUACACACGCGCGAUUUCGUCGUCGUUAGGCGUGAAUAUUUCCGCACUCAAAGCGCACAUUGUCCGUGCGUGCGAUCGUGGAAUCUUUUUGCCUUCAGAAUAAAGAUUAACAGUUCAGUGGUGUUUUAGUGGUUAAGUGUUUUAUGCAGGUUGUCAGUGGUAAUAAGAAUACCCAACGGUAAUGUCUCUGGAUGAUGGAUUUAGCAAAUUUGAUUUCGAACAUUGACGCGCGAUUCGGCUCAAUCUUCCACAACACAUGGAAGGACCAGUUCGAUUUGUUUUUCUCCAACGACUCCAAUGAGCCUUUGUACUUGUUAAUUGUAGCUAUUGCUACAACUAUAUUGACUGCUGUUGUUCUACUAUUGAGAAGAUGGGACAAAAAAGUGAUUGUGAGAAAGGAGUCUUUGACACCUGGUUUGCGUUUCCGCAAACGCGACAAAGCACUAUUCUAUGGCCGGAAGAUGCUGCGGAAGGUCCGCUCCAUCUCCGGCCAGGUGCGAAAUUCUGGACAAGGACGAAAGCGUAAGAUGGUCAUGAAAUUUGCACGACGAUUGCUACAGUUAAAGAAGGAAAAUGAGGCCGAACAACUCAAGGUUUUGGAACCUCCAGCAGAAUACCUCCAAGAAGAUAUUAGCGAUGAGCGAAUGCCGCCUGAUUUACUCUACAUGUUCCAAAACAUUCGCGUGUUCGGCCAUUUUGAGAAACCGAUAUUCCUAAAGUUGUGCAAACACACAGAAAUCAUGACGGUGCAUGCCGGAACAUAUUUAUUUAAAAUUGGUGAUCCGGACGAAAACAUUUAUAUUCUUCAGAAUGGUAAAGUGCAAGUGUUUAUAACAAUGGACGGUACCACGCUACCGCUGAAGACGGUGAAGACAGGCGAGUCCGUUGCGUCGUUGCUAAGUUUCGUUGAUGUUUUAAACGGUUACAAAAAACCUUACCGUACGAUAUGUGCGAAAGCUUUAGAAGAUUCAACAGUUGUUAAACUUCCAAUGUCCGCAUUUUCGGAAAUUUUCAACGAUAAUCCCGAAGUGUUAAUUCGUGUAAUUCAAGUUAUAAUGGUUCGAUUGCAAAGAGUAACUUUCACUGCUCUGCAUGAUUAUCUUGGCUUAAGUGCAGAACUUAUAGAUCCUUUGCCGCGUCCAUCAAAACGCCCUUCAACAGUGCAACUUUCCCCAAACAAAGGACGAAAACACACCGAUCUCUUUGAAAACCCAGACCCGAUGCCUUCUUCAUCUACAGCCACUAUCCCGAUAAUGAUUCCAAAGACGCCAGUAGUCUCGAAAACUCCGUCUGUGCCUGUAAGACACCGCAAUUCAUUGAAUAAUACACCUGAUAUGAUUCCCGAUGGUGAGCGACACUUUGUGCCUGAUAUUCAACUGGAUGCUGGAAUGACUGAUGAAGAUGAUAGGCGGAAACAGAGUCGGGAGAAUAGUGAAUAUGCUGCUCUUGCACUGGAAGCUUUCCAACAGGAACUGCGACUUGAUGACGAUUCGGUUUUACAAGAUAAAGUUGAGAUUCGUGAAGUUUCUUCGGGGACGUUCCUAAUGAAAGAAGAAUCACAUAAGGAUGUUGCGUUAGUUUAUGUUCUUACUGGAAGUCUAGUCAUCUCCCAGCGCACAUCGGAUGAUGCCAACGAAGUUAGCACGUAUACUGCACAUCCUGGUGAAUUCGUUGGUGGACUUGCAGUUCUUACUGGCGAGCCAAGUUAUUUCACAGUGCGCGCAAAGCACUUUUCACGAAUUGGACUGAUAUCCAAGACAACAUUUUACAAUUUACUUAAAGAUCAACCAAGAGUGGCCUUGCACGUCGCCAACAUUGUAAUCCGUCGAUUGUCACCGUUUGUACGGCAAAUUGAUUUUGCCUUAGACUGGAUUUUCCUAGAAGCUGGCCGUGCUGUUUAUCGACAGGACGAAGAAAGCGAUUCCACUUUCGUGGUACUCUCCGGACGUCUACGGUCUGUUAUAACGCAUGGUAACGCAAAAAAGGAACUAGUUGCUGAGUAUGGCCGAGGCGAUUUGCUUGGUAUUGUCGAGAUGGUCACACAAACUCACCGCAGUACUACUUUGAUUGCUGUACGGGAUACAGAACUCGCUAAACUCCCAGAAGGAUUAUUCAACACGAUCAAACUCAAGUAUCCGAUUGUUGUUACACGCUUGAUUAACUUAUUAGGUUUGCGUAUUCUUGGCACCUGGCAGAAUCCUAACUUGACCAGCAGGAAGAUUCAAACGAAGCAACCUUACGAUGCAAGACCAUCACAGUUGAAUUUCUCUACGGUUGCGAUUGUUCCGGCGUCUGAUGAUGUGCCAAUGACUGCGUUUACCUUUGAAUUGUAUCAUUGCCUCACCGCAUUAGGUCCAACUGCUCGUUUAACAUCGGAUGUGGUACGGAAAGCGCUCGGUACAACGAUAAUGGAUCCUAACAACGAAUAUAGAUUAACUUCAUGGUUAGCGCAACAAGAGGAUCAACAUAAAAUUUGUCUCUACCAGUGCGAUAAUAAUUACACAGUAUGGACGCAAAGAUGUGUGCGACAAGCUGAUUGCAUCCUUAUUGUUGGUUUGGGUGAUAAGGAACCUAUCGUUGGAAAAAUGGAGAGAGAAAUUGAGCGUGUUGCCUUGCGGACGCAGAAAGAAUUAGUGCUUUUGCAUAGGGAGGUGAAUGGAAAACCGCAAAAUACUGUGGCGUGGUUGAACAUGCGUUCGUGGGUAUCUUCACAUCACCAUAUUUUAUGUCCAAAGAGGAUGUUUUCUAGGAAAUCUUUAUAUAGAAUUAAUGAAUUAUACUCAAAAGUCUGCUUGUCCGAGCCGAAUAUUCACUCGGACUUUUCGCGUCUCGCAAGAUGGUUGACGGGAAGGUCUGUGGGGUUAGUGCUUGGCGGUGGUGGUGCUCGUGGUUCAGCGCACAUUGGAAUGAUUAAGUCCAUAAUUGAAGCUGGAAUACCAAUUGAUAUGGUUGGUGGAGUAAGUAUUGGUGCCUUUAUGGGUGCCCUUUGGUGUAAGGAGAGAAAUAUAACUACAGUGACACAAAUGGCGCGUGAAUGGUCCAGAAAAAUGACACAAUGGUGGCGUCAGAUAAUGGACCUGACGUACCCGAUGACUUCCAUGUUCAGUGGACGUGAUUUUAACCAGACAAUUCGCGGCACAUUCGCUGAUACAUUCAUCGAAGAUCUCUGGUUGCCGUAUUUUACGGUGACCACCGACAUUUCGGAGUCAUGCAUGCGGGUACACAAUCAUGGAUCGCUGUGGCGUUACGUGCGCUCGUCCAUGUCGUUGUCCGGCUAUAUGCCGCCGCUGUGCGAUCCGAUCGACGGCCAUCUUCUGCUCGACGGAGGCUACGUCAAUAAUCUACCAGCCGAUGUGAUGCGUAGUCAUGGCGCUAGUCAUAUCUUAGCAGUCGAUGUUGGUUCAGUAGAUGACCAGGACCUCACAAACUAUGGUGAUGAUCUCUCUGGAUGGUGGUUACUUUGGAAACGUUGGAAUCCUUUCACGACACCUGUGAAAGUACCAAAUCUUCCUGAUAUUCAGUCGCGGCUUGCAUACGUCAGUUGUGUGCGGCAAUUGGAGGAAGUGAAAACAAGCGAUUACUGCGAGUACAUCCGCCCACCAAUAGACAAAUAUAAAACACUGCAGUUUGGUAGUUUUGAUGAAAUCAAAGAAGUAGGAUUCCAACAUGGUAAGGCUUACUUUGAAGGUAAACGCCAGGCUGGACAACUACCUACAUUUGCGAAUGACAUGCGCAAAUCGUACGUCUUCGCACAGCCGCACAUGGGUCCAGGUGGCUAUACGUUUACCGAUCUAGCGCAGAUGGUUUGCACUGUGCGACGGCCCUACGACGACGACACUAGUUCCGAAUCAGAUUACGAUGACGACGACAAUCGAGGGUAUGCCAGUGAGCCUUCAGUUGGCAUCAGCGAUGAUUAUGCUGACAAUCCUUUCACUUGGGAUGGUAACGCUAGUACUCUGUAGCACUCAACUAUUUCUCUUCCUUAAAACUAAUUUUCUAAAUGAAACCUGGGAAACCUUACGGUAGACCUUACGGCUCUUUGUCUGAGAAUGAAAUGGAGGACGUCGAGUUCGACCUAACGCUAGACAGUAAAGCACUAACCAAAUCGGUGAUAACCUAAUGCUAGUCGGCUAUAUAUUGUUUGGAUAAUUUAUAAUAAAAUUGUUGUAACGUGCGCCGGCGAUGAUAGAACCAGAACAAAAACGUCCGCAAACGCGAUGCACGAACAAUAUUGCCAUGUAUUAAUUGAUAUUACGUAUGUUACCCAUACAAUUAUACUCAUUAUUGUGCUAUUAGUUCAAUUCGCGAUCAGUUCAAACUAAUCCAAUUGUUUUUCGUUUCUUGUACUGUACCUAUUUAAAUAUUUAAUUGAAAAAGUAGCUUUUAAGCAUUUUUAAGACGCUAGGAACAAAGACACAAUAACCCUGUGAUCUCCAAUGCAUUAUGAAUAAAAAUAUUUUAUAAUUGAAACCAAAAA
Dalotia coriaria is the source of this 5006-nucleotide messenger RNA. RefSeq names its product patatin like phospholipase domain containing sws (gene sws). Gene Ontology annotation, cellular component: endoplasmic reticulum. Gene Ontology annotation, molecular function: phosphatidylcholine lysophospholipase A1 activity. The record is from RefSeq and is a predicted model, not a curated record. NCBI's taxonomy places the organism in Eukaryota, Metazoa, Arthropoda, Insecta, Coleoptera, Staphylinidae. Gene Ontology annotation, biological process: phosphatidylcholine metabolic process. The transcript has 17 exons. The coding region runs from base 721 to 4491 and encodes 1256 amino acids.